Molecule: messenger RNA, 2398 nt
Organism: Capsaspora owczarzaki ATCC 30864
Lineage: Eukaryota; Filasterea; Ministeriida; Capsasporidae
Exons: 2
Coding region: 166-2190 (674 amino acids)
Source: RefSeq, a predicted model, not a curated record
CCGGCAUCACCAGCAGCUUCAGCUUCAGCCUCUGCCUCUGGAGAUGAAUUGCAUGGCCAGGCCCAGCAACCGACAACACAACAGUCGACGCGAGCCGUCACACCCGAUCCACAAAUCCCCGUUGAUCCCACCCACUUGCCCGGCUUGCAGCAACACACUCUGCAAAUGCAGCAGCAGCAGCAGCAACAGCACCAACAGCAGCAACAGCACCAAUCACAACAACACUCGACACAACCAUCACCUCAGCCGAUUCUACCACAACCGAUCGAAAGCGCAAAGCAAAAGCCGCUGCGAAAAGCCUCCGACUCUGCUCGACCAAUACUGCCAGCCCCUCCAACACAAGCGAGCGCACCCAUUUCUGCAGCACCUGGGGCUCCGGCAACAGAUAAGCAACCUUACAGCCAAGCACCCCAGUCGCAAUACCUCUCCGAGGCAGAGCUGCACGCGCUGCACCAGCCUGGACCGCUACAUCCGCGUCCGCCAGCCCUGUCGCAGCAAAAUCAAAUGAGCGUGUUUUCUUAUGCUCCGGCGUACGGCCAGCAUCAACAGCAAGCCCCAGUUUCGGGUCAACAAGUGGUGCAGCCGACCGCGUUCGGUCCACCACCGAUCGGUUUCAACCGUGCUUCGUCACGGCAGCCGUCCCCGACACCCAGCCGGCCGCAGUCGCCCCCGAUGCAGCAACAGCAACUGCAGCAGCAGCUCGCAAAUGUUUCUCAACCCCCUCUGCAUCAAGGCAUGCUGCCACCGCAACCGCAGCCACUUCAGGGCCCCCAGGUCAUGCAGCAGCCUCCCCCGCCUCAUGGUUUCCAAGCUGUGGACGCGUAUGCGGCUGCACCACCAGCUCCCCAGUUUGCAGGCCAGGAGCAUCAGGUUCUGUAUCCCGUCGCUUUCAAUCCCCAGCAGCUUCAACAGCAAACUGCUCCGCCACCACACUUUGUCGACCCGACACAGCAACCGCAACAGCAAGGUGUUUAUUAUGUCUCGGCUCCUCCUGGCGCUCCUGACGGCUACAUGUCUGCUGGAUACGCCCAACCCGGUCAGUACGUCGACCCCUCCUUGAUACAGCAGCAGCAGGAAGGGUAUGUGUAUCACGGGAUGAUGACUCUCGAGCAGCAGCAGCAGCAGCAGCAAGUCCAGCUUCAACAGCAGCACGCGCUUGCCGCGCAAUCGCAACCACCAAUGCCCGAGCAGCUCCAGUCACAACCGUUGCAAGCACAAGCACUACCGCCACAAUACCCACCACCACUACAGCAACAGCAACAACAACAACAACAACAACAACAACUGCAGCAAUCACCCUCCCAGAUGCAACAACCACAGCCCCAACAAGAGCAGCAAUUUGUGCCAUACGACGCGCACGACCAACAUCAAUACCAGCAACAGCAACAGGCGUUUCACACUCAACAGCAGCAACUGUCUGCACCCGACACGUCUUCGUCUGCCAGCGAUGCGAGCAGCGACUAUGCAGCCUCUGGGCCGGUUGCCAGCGGGCCCACGCACCCCAACUCUGGAUCUAUCUUCCGUGGAUUCAAGCGCCAUCAUUUCGACACAGAGGAGCAAGAGCUUUCGCUCGAAACAAUCAAGCACUACAUUGAUCCUCGCGACGUUCCUUCCGAGGAGCAGUCCUGGUACUCUCAGCAGCGCUCCCUCCCGUUGCCGAGUCUCCUCGUGCAGCCGCAUACAAUGGAGUCCCUCUCGCUGCGGGACUGGCCGGCGCUGUUGCGGUGCCUUCGUGAGCUUUCCAACACGGAGCGUCUCGCCAGCCAGGCAUUCGCCUCUCUCGCAGGUGGCGCUGGGCUUCAACUUCCCGCCAAGCUUGCCAAGAACCCCGAGGUGGCGGCAGAGUGGAAUGUCAUGCAAGAAUAUCUGACGCGAUGCACCGAGCGCGAGAACAGCGUCACACAGGUUUUAAGCGCAGUUGAGCGGCGACUGUUGGACGUCGUUACGCUGCGUGAUCAAAUUCAUGAUGCCAUUUCAGACAUUAAGGAGGGCCGCGCACCCCUGCUCCCCGAACGCAGCGAGUCCGUGUCUCCAAUGCAGCCAGCCACGUACCUCGAGGAGGGACUAUCGUUCGCUCGUGAGGGCGAUGACGAGGAUGGCGAGGACACUCAGGAUGUUUUGUAUCCCAGUUACCCUAGCGAGGAUUCCCUGCAGCAUGCCGCAGAUUCGCUGGACUCUGAGAGCGCAUAGUCGUGAGCAUCGCUGCUUCGACUUGCUGUAUUCUUAACACCCUCUCUCUCCCCCCGUCAGCUGACUUUAUCGCUUUUAGUCAUCUUUGUGUGCUUGUCAUUUUCAUGAAUGAUAAAAUUCAUUGUCAAAUUGGAUACAUCUAAGCUCUAAUCAAGCUUGCUCGUCAUCGCACCCGAAAAUUGCCUGUACACGCCCCGUUGGCUUGUUG